Messenger RNA from Paecilomyces variotii, 1539 nucleotides. Its product is annotated as PAP2 domain protein. The transcript is spliced from 5 exons. The record is from RefSeq and is a predicted model, not a curated record. Gene Ontology annotation, molecular function: phosphatidate phosphatase activity. The coding region runs from base 123 to 1421 and encodes 432 amino acids. Gene Ontology annotation, biological process: phospholipid metabolic process. NCBI's taxonomy places the organism in Eukaryota, Fungi, Ascomycota, Eurotiomycetes, Eurotiales, Thermoascaceae.
GCAGGAUUCGUUUCGACCAUUUCAUUUCGUCGCAUAUUAUUGGCAAUGAUCCGCCGUCUGGGACGAGCUUAGAAGAUAUCUUUCUGUCGCUGGUUUUCUCUGUUCGCAUCGAGCUCACCGCUAUGGACCGUCUACCGUCCAAACUACCAUUCUCUAAGAAGCGCCUAAGGGCGCGCGUGGUGAUAUCAUACAUCGCCGACUAUGUCAUUAUUAUCGCCUGCGUCAUAGGCUUCUAUAUCCUCGAUGCGAUCGAGCCGUUCCAUCAGCACUUCUCCCUGCGAGACAUCACGCUAAUGUACCCAUACGCCGUACAUGAACGGGUGCCCAUACAGGACGCGAUAUUGAUCUCCCUCGUUUUCCCGGCGGCGGUCAUAGUGAUAUACACCCUGUUCAUCGAUGGCCUCUUUUCGCACAAAAAGCCUUCCACGACGUCGACAUCGGGGAGGAGGAAGCUCUCGGGUACAUACAGGUGGAAGGACAGACUGUGGGAGCUGAACUGCGGUAUUCUGGGCCUGCUGCUGUCGCAGGCCAUGGCGUUUGUUAUCACGCAGAUCUUGAAGAAUGCCUGCGGCAGACCCAGGCCGGACCUGAUCGAUCGGUGCAAACCAUCGGUCACUACGGAUCCUACGCCUCUCACUCUGUCCGACUACUCCAUAUGUACCGGCGACAAGGCACUGUUGAAGGAUGGCUUUCGCUCGUGGCCGUCUGGACACAGCAGCUCCUCUUUUGCCGGUCUUUUUUACCUGUCGCUAUACCUUUGCGGUAAACUGCAUGUCAUGGAUAACCGUGGUGAGGUCUGGAAGCUGGUCAUCGUUGUCACUCCCCUGAUCGCGGCGUCGCUCAUUGCUGUCUCCCGUAUCAUGGAUGCCAGACACCACCCAUUCGACGUGAUCAGCGGUUCGCUUCUGGGUGUCUUCUGCGCCUGGGCUUCCUACAGUCAAUACUUUCCUCCAGUAACGCAGCCGUGGAAAAAGGGCCGGGCGUACUCCAUCCGCACCUGGGCCACUGCUCCUAUUGAACCUGUCGCUCAGAUAAAGCCGUACGGAGACAGCAACGUGGCGCUCCGGAACCCUGAUGAGGAGCGAUUGGAAACAGGUGUUUACUUGCAGCCGGAGAGGUCCAACGAUCUCUCGGUGCCUAGCGGAGUGUCUGUCGCUCCAACCCCUCCUGCAUACGAGAACAACCCCUUUGGGCCCGGUGCCUAUAACCGGCGACGCCGUGAGGGGGAUGAAUACUCGUCUUCCUCGAGUGAAGAUGUCACGGACGGAUAUGAGAUGCGCGAAGGCUAUACCCGAACGGCCAAUUAUGCUGGAACCGACCAGGCCGCCCGGUACGAGCCUGAUACGACGUACCAUUCUCCGGCGUUUCAAGGGGAUCAUCUCGCGCAAGCGGAUCACUUGGGCGCGCGCCCACUCACCUAACCCAGCGCAUGAGGAGCUGGUUCGAUUCUCUGCAAGACCUCAUGAUGAACUUCUCUUGGACAUGUGUGAAGAUAUAUCCAUUUCUUCUCCUGGAUGUGAUCAACGAGCAUUGUCUUGU